Molecule: messenger RNA, 459 nt
Organism: Peromyscus eremicus (cactus mouse)
Lineage: Eukaryota; Metazoa; Chordata; Mammalia; Rodentia; Cricetidae
Product: small ribosomal subunit protein eS12-like
Exons: 1
Coding region: 33-431 (132 amino acids)
Biological process (GO): translation
Cellular component (GO): ribosome; cytosolic small ribosomal subunit
Molecular function (GO): structural constituent of ribosome
Source: RefSeq, a predicted model, not a curated record
UCAAGAUUCGGCCUCACCGGUAAUCCAUCGCCAUGGCCGAGGAAGGCAUUGCUGCUGGAGGUGUAAUGGACGUCAAUACUGCUCUACAAGAGGUGCUGAAGACCGCCCCCAUCCACGAUGGCCCGGCACGUGGCAUCCGCGAAGCUGCCAAAGCGUUAGACAAGCGCCAAGCCCAUCUCUGUGUGCUCGCAUCCAAUUGUGAUGAGCCUAUGUAUGUCAAGUUGGUGGAGGCACUUUGUGCUGAGCACCAAAUCAACCUAAUUAAGGUUGAUGACAACAAGAAACUAGGGGAAUGGGUAGGCCUCUGUAAAAUCGAUCGCGAGGGGAAACCACGGAAAGUGGUUGGUUGCAGUUGUGUAGUGGUUAAGGACUAUGGCAAAGAAUCUCAGGCCAAGGAUGUCAUCGAGGAGUACUUCAAGUGCAAGAAAUGAAUAAAUAAAAAUUUUGCUUCAAAAAAAA